Molecule: messenger RNA, 917 nt
Organism: Musa acuminata subsp. malaccensis (wild Malaysian banana)
Lineage: Eukaryota; Viridiplantae; Streptophyta; Magnoliopsida; Zingiberales; Musaceae
Product: protein FD
Biological process (GO): positive regulation of DNA-templated transcription
Cellular component (GO): nucleus
Molecular function (GO): DNA-binding transcription factor activity
Source: RefSeq, a predicted model, not a curated record
GACUUUUAAGCACUAAAAAGAAUUCCAUUCCCUCCUCCACAGUUCCCUUUAAAGCACAAAACGACUCAGUCAUUCAGAUCCCAUAUUCUGGCUAGGGGAGGUCAUCAUCUCCUCUUCCUCUCCUCCUCCAUGACUCCCUACUCCUCCAUGCUCUCCAAGAACACCAGGAUCAUGGAGGAGGUGUGGAAGGACAUAAGCUUGAGUUCUCUGCAGCAAGACAUGCCUUCCAUUCCUUCCCUUCCACCAAACCACCUCGAGCGCCUGUGCGGUGUCAGCUCGUCGACCACCACCUCCUUUAAAAGCAUCAUUCUCCAAGACUUCCUUACCGAGCACUUCAAGGCGACCAGUGACCGCAGUCCUCCUCCUUCUACCGCUCUUGGUCUCAACUCCAACCUCGGCGGUGGCAGCAAUGGUCUCUCCUCCUCCUCCGCCUCCAGUUUCUUCUCGGAUGGCGUCGGUGACGGCGUCGUAGCUUGCUGCAGCAAGAAGCACCAGAUGGAGCAUGAGUUGAACGAAGAAUCCGGCGAUCGGAGCGACGUCGACCGAAGGAAGAAGCGGAUGAUCAAGAACCGUGAGUCGGCAGCUCGGUCGAGAGCCAGGAAACAGGCUUACACAACUGAGUUGGAGCAGGAGGUGGAUCACUUAGUGAACGAGAACAGGACGCUGAAGCGACAGUUUGAGGAGCUAAAGAAAGCCGCGCAGGAUCACCUCUUCGUGCCUGCAAAGCACACCCUCCAAAGAACCCUAACAGCUCCAUUUUAAGGGAGAGAAGAACAGGGAGUUCUCUUUACAGCCGAUAUACACUUCUAUGUACAGAUAUAGCUACUGUGAUAGUAGUACAUAUACGUAGAACGCCUCUCUCUCUCUCUCUCUCUAUACAUACAUAUAUAUAUAUGUAUGUAUGUAUGUAUGUAUGU